Megalopta genalis is the source of this 518-nucleotide messenger RNA. Its product is annotated as cyclin-dependent kinases regulatory subunit. Gene Ontology annotation, molecular function: cyclin-dependent protein serine/threonine kinase regulator activity. NCBI's taxonomy places the organism in Eukaryota, Metazoa, Arthropoda, Insecta, Hymenoptera, Halictidae. The record is from RefSeq and is a predicted model, not a curated record.
UGGUUGUUCUCUCCUUGGUUUUCCAUGGUAAGGGACUACUCUACUGCAUUGUACAUAAAGUACGCGAAGUGUCAAGAGGGUGUAAUACAGUUUCUAAAAAGGCGCAAAUACCUGUUAUUAUUUGUUGUCAAUGUCCAGAAAACUCACUUGUACUGUAUUUCUUUUUAAAAACAAAGUUCGGCAGUAUUCUUAAAUCUUUAAAUUUACUACUCACAAUGCCAGUUGAUCAAAUACAAUAUUCUGAGAAAUAUAGCGACGAUAAAUAUGAAUAUAGACAUGUAAUUCUACCAAUUGAGUUAGCAAGACACGUUCCAAAAACUCAUCUUAUGUCAGAAACAGAAUGGAGAAAUUUAGGUGUUCAACAAAGUCCUGGUUGGGUUCAUUAUAUGAUGCAUGUACCAGAACCUCAUGUGCUACUAUUUCGUAGACCACGGACAGAUCUUCUAACAACAGACAGAUGUUCUUGUAACAACAUUGGAAGAGAGACUCACAGAGUAUAUAGUACUAUAAAUGACAUU